ACAACAGCUUUUUUUUUACCUCCUCUUGCGGCGUGGGAGGCUGCAGAGCAUCGGGCCUUAUAAUCUAUUUAAGAUGAGGAGCGCUAUAAUCAUCAGUGACCUAUUAGAAAGGUGCAGGAGUGUGCGUAAUUGUAGUGUGUGUGUAGGUGCGUGCAUAUAUGCGUGUGUGUGUGUGUCGGCUUCAAACAGAUCCCCGUACUCCCCCACGUGGUUAUUUGCAAAACAACCAAUCCAAGCCCGGGGAAGCCUAAUCAAGCCCCGCUGCUCACCUGCUGCAGAAAAAAAAUCUAACUCAUUGACAGGAUUCACCGAAUGAGAAGAGCUCUGCCAUAAACUCCGAGUUUUUUGUAUUUAUAUAUAUAUAUAUAAAUAGAACAUGUGUUUUUCUAUAACAUAUCUGAGUUCGGACCUCGGUCCAUCCUGCGCGUAAAAGGCGCUCCAGCGCGCGCUGGAACCGUGCGCCUAUUGAAUAUGUCCCAGUGGGUUUGAUUCGGAGAGGAGCCAAUACAAGCGGAGGGGAGGCGUGUCUUAGCUCUUCCCCAAGACCUCCCAGAGCAGGUUGUUGCGUUUUGGCUCUAAAGCUUGGAGACCUCCGAAGUGCUCGUCAGUUUUCCAAGUUGGAGCCAUGGCGACAACAGCUCAGUAUAUUCCGAGGAAUAACUCCUUGCCGUCCAACCCGCUCAUGCAUCCGGAUUCGGACAGGAUGCACCAGGGGACGACUUACAGAGAAGUGCAGAAAAUGAUGCACCACGAGUACUUGCAGGGGCUCGCGGCGACUAACACGGGACACCCGAUGAGCCUGACGCACCACCAGUGGCUGCCCACCUCCAACACCGACUGGUCCAGCGGUACCCACAUCGGGCAGCAGGAGCACAAAGCCAGCGUGCAGGCGAGCAGGGAGGACCUGAGCAGCGGCUUCCACCACAGAUCUCACCUGGUGCACCAGCAGACGCAGAGCGCGCACCAUGGCUCCUGGGCGCCCUCCACGACGCACCACCUCUCCCCGCUGUCCCCCGCAUCCAACGGUCACCAGUCGCUGGUGUACUCCCAGCCUGGAUACACAAACCUCAACGCGAUGCUGAGUCCCCAGCCCGGCGCCCUCCACCACGGCAUGCGGGACCCGCUGCACGACGACACGGGCAGCCACGACAACCAGAUGGAGUCGCCGCAGCAGGCGUUCAGCCACCACCAGGACCACUCGGACGAGGACGCGCCCAGCUCCGACGACCUGGAGCAGUUCGCGAAGCAGUUCAAGCAGCGGCGGAUCAAACUGGGCUUUACGCAGGCGGACGUGGGCUUGGCCUUAGGCACCCUGUAUGGAAACGUCUUUUCUCAGACCACAAUCUGCAGGUUUGAGGCGCUGCAGCUCAGCUUCAAGAACAUGUGCAAACUUAAGCCGCUCCUUAACAAGUGGCUGGAGGAGACAGACUCGAACACGGGCAGCCCCACCAAUUUGGACAAGAUUGCUGCGCAGGGCAGGAAACGAAAGAAGAGGACCUCCAUUGAGGUGGGGGUGAAAGGGGCGCUGGAAAACCAUUUCUUAAAAUGCCCAAAGCCAUCUGCUCAUGAAAUCAGCACUUUAGCCGGCACUCUGCAGCUGGAAAAAGAGGUAGUCCGCGUUUGGUUUUGCAACAGAAGACAAAAAGAGAAAAGAAUGACACCAGUGGGGGUCCCUCAUCCGAACAUGGAGGACGUAUAUUCCCAAGCAGAGACCCCUCCUCUACACCGCUCACUACAGAGUCCGGUGCAGUGACUGUUUUCAUGAACAAUCCUUAUUAUUUCUGCGGGGUGGGGUAGAAAAGGGGAACUGUGGAGUUUACAGUAUUUGAGUUUUGCUUCAGUUGUCCUGAGAGAAAAGAGUCGUGGGAAAGUUUAACGAAUCAGUUUUGCCUUUUAGUCUUUGGAUAUCGUUAUGUCCCACACAUAGAUGACAGAAAGAAACAGGUUAAAAUACAAAAAAUAAAAAAAAUAAAAAUUAAAAAAAAGAAUUCUGUGCGCAUUUGAAGUGAAGCAAAGAUCUUUAUAUGCCAAAAGUAUAUGGAUGAGCCGAGCAUUGAGAAUUCCAAAUGUGGGACAGUUUUCUGAAAAGUGGCACCUGAGCCCAGGUCCUGCUGAUGUACCAUGAACUGUUGGCGCUCACCAGAAAGAGGUGACAGCCUUAAAACACACUGGAGAUAAAUACAAAAAAUAAAAAAAACAUUUGUUUUUGGCUUAAACUGAUUAACCAGAUUUCUGAAAAUGAGUGUAUACUUUCUUUGUUCUAUAAUUGUUGUCGUUUUGAUUUUGGAAAUCCUUUAACUUCAGUGCGUCUUUCCGCCAAGUGUCUUUGAUUUGGUUUAAUCCUCCGCAGGUACUGUAACUCAUCAGAGCAGCCUCUCAUUUUUAAUUUUUUUAUGUUUACGCAAAGAUUGGACGGUAAGGAAGUGAUCAAAACAUGUCCCGUUGCAGCAGGGCGUGAGAGUUUUGGCUGCAUGCCUUAAAAAUAUUCCUGGCGUUGCAGCUGAUUAUGACGAAAUUUGCAGAAGAGCAAUUCUGAACAUGCAUUUUUUUCUUUGAUGGGCUUUGAUUGUUGUCAGUUUGUUUCUUUGCAUGGAGCACUUAUAUUUUUGAUUUUUUUUAAUUAUUGCUAUUAUUAUUACAGUUUUUGUUAGUAAAAUUGUGAGUGGAGCUGAUUAGGUUUGGACACAAACGCGCAAAAUGUUUCCAUGCAGGCGGUCAGCUCACUGUUACCUGCCUGUUAAUCCUAACAUUUCAAGAAAGAUUGGUCUAAUGAAAAACAAUAAUUACUCAGGUAACUAUGUGCCCCGUGUCGGCAUGUUACGCCUGUACACGAUUUGCGUAAUUCUGUGCUUUUUCUUUCUUUUUUUUUCAUCAACAAAUCCACGGUUUCCUUUGUUACAUGGAUUCACUGUAUUAUAUCAAACCGCUGGAGUCACAAAAACAAUAGUUGGUCGAGGGUGAUGGAUGAAGGGAUUUGCUUUAGAAAUAUUUAUUAUUAUUAUUAUUAUUAUUAUGGUUAUUUUUUAUGUUUCAAUCUGUAGGGGAAAUCUGAAAAUCUCGUGUCAUUUCUCAGUGUUGGACCAGUAUAAAAGCCUACAACAGUGCUAUUCAAAACAUGAGGGAAACUUUUCCAAUAAAAAUAAUAAUAAUUUAAAAAAAUACUAAAAAAAAGAUUUUAGAGAAAAAUGUUGCCAGGAUUAUUUCCAGUCUGUAAAUAUGUCUAAUAUGUACACUUGUAUUUGUUCUGAGAUAUUGUUUUGUUUUUGUUUCUUUUCGGGCAGUUUUGUACACUUACUAAUUCCAAGAAGAUAUUUUAAUAUGAUUUCGUUUAUGAAUCUGACCAUUUAUAAAUAUAUAUAUAUAUUUAUUUCCUAAAAGUGUUUGGAGCUUUUUGUUUAGCUCUGUCAAUGGUUAUGUUGCAGUGGAUUUCAUGUUUUUUCUUUCCUUUUUUGUUUACUACAUUGUUUGUAUGUUGAUUGCUAAAUGUAGACUGCAAAGUCACAUUUAUAUUUAUGUUAUAGUAAUAUUUUAUUACUUACAUAAAACAUAUAUACAAGAA
Oryzias melastigma (Indian medaka) is the source of this 3559-nucleotide messenger RNA. It is a transcript of the gene pou3f1, whose product is annotated as POU class 3 homeobox 1. NCBI's taxonomy places the organism in Eukaryota, Metazoa, Chordata, Actinopteri, Beloniformes, Adrianichthyidae. Gene Ontology annotation, biological process: regulation of transcription by RNA polymerase II; brain development. Bases 626 to 1753 code for a protein of 375 amino acids. Gene Ontology annotation, cellular component: nucleus. The transcript has a single exon. The record is from RefSeq and is a predicted model, not a curated record. Gene Ontology annotation, molecular function: RNA polymerase II cis-regulatory region sequence-specific DNA binding; DNA-binding transcription factor activity, RNA polymerase II-specific.